Molecule: messenger RNA, 1085 nt
Organism: Helicoverpa armigera (cotton bollworm)
Lineage: Eukaryota; Metazoa; Arthropoda; Insecta; Lepidoptera; Noctuidae
Gene: mtTFB1
Product: dimethyladenosine transferase 1, mitochondrial
Exons: 1
Coding region: 1-1032 (343 amino acids)
Biological process (GO): rRNA methylation; transcription initiation at mitochondrial promoter
Cellular component (GO): mitochondrial matrix
Molecular function (GO): mitochondrial transcription factor activity; rRNA (adenine-N6,N6-)-dimethyltransferase activity
Source: RefSeq, a predicted model, not a curated record
AUGGCCGCAGCAAAGAAAGCUUUACAGAUAAGAUUACCUCCUCUACCAAGUAUUAAGGAUAUUAUUCGGCUGUACAAACUUCGUGCUCUACGCGAACUGUCUCAGAACUUCCUUAUGGAACCUCGCAUUAUAGACAAAAUAGUGAACGCCGCUGGCAAUUUAGAAAAACAUGUCGUCUGUGAAGUAGGGCCUGGCCCCGGUGGAAUAACAAGGUCAAUAAUACAGAGAGCUCCAAGAAAAGUUAUUUUGAUAGAGAAGGAUCGCCGUUUUAUACCAUCGUUAGAGCUAGUUGCUGAUGCAUGCAGAAAUCAAGUUGACGUAGAUAUCAUACCGGGCGACAUUCUCAAGACAGACAUUGGUCACUUCAUUCCUGAAGAUGUGAAGACAGACUGGCAUGACUCACCUCCACCAGUACAUCUAAUUGGUAACCUACCUUUUAGUGUCUCUACAAUCCUCAUAAUCAGGUGGCUAGAAAUGAUUUCAAAGCAAGAAGGUCCAUGGUCUUUUGGGAGAGCAAGGAUGACAUUAACAUUUCAAAAAGAAGUAGCUGAGAGGAUGGCAGCUAGAAUCUUGAGCGAUCAGAGAUGUCGGCUAUCAGUUAUGUGCCAGAAUUGGUGCACAGUCAGACACAAAUUUGACAUUUCAGGAGGUGCAUUUUUGCCAAAACCAGAUGUCGAUGUUGGAGUAGUAACCUUAACUCCUUUAAAGAACCCGAUAAUACAGCAUCCUUUCAAAAUGGUAGAAAAAGUAGUUCGGCAAAUAUUUUCUAUGAGACAAAAGUAUUCUAUCAGAGGUGCUCAGACUUUGUUCCCAGAAGACGCUAGGGAAGAAAUGGCACUGCGUAUGUACAAGAUGGCUGACAUUGAUCCUGUCACCAGGCCUUACCAGAUCGCUAACAUGGAGUUUGCCAGAAUAGUAGAUGCAUACAGUGAAAUAAUAAAACAGUAUCCUGAAUUUGAGCACUAUGACUACAGAGCUAAAAAGGUUAAAUACAAUAAUACAGAGGAGGCGGAAGAUUUAAUUUAUAAUUAGUUGGUGUAGAUGUAUAUAAUAUUAGUUAUGUUUGAAUAAAUAAUUUCUGAAUA